AUGUUGUGUGCACUUCCCCGGGAGCUCAUCCUGCAUGUAGCUGGCUUUCUCCCCAGUGGCAGUCUAGCCGCGUUAGUUCGGACGCAGACGGGAAUCGCACGACUAGUGACGCCAUGUCUGUACAACCAAGUGGUCCAUGAACCUCUGCCCCUUGAACCGGAUGACGAACCUGAUUCCGAUGUGGAUGAUUUUCGCACUAUAUCGGAUACCUCAGAGGUUGAAGUGCCAUCUCUCCACUGGACCGAAUGCGUCUCCCGAUGGCACUCGAAAGUCAUCCUAGAUUACCUGCAGUCGCAAUCUCAAAACGUGCUAUCGGCUUGUGGAACGCCUAGGUCGAGUCUUAUCCAUCUAGCUGCCCAGGGUGGAAAUAUUGACGUGGUCAAGGUACUCAUGUCCAAGGGCGUGGAGAUUGACAGGUACCAUGACGGAUACAGCCCUCUUGCCACGGCUAUACAAUUCAGCCAGGAGGAAAUGGCCCUGUGGCUGAUCAGCCAAGGAGCCGAUGUCACGGAAUGGCUCAUGGGAACGGGUUUAACCAUUCUCAACCUAGCUGCUGGAUUCUGUUCUGCAAGUGUCGUCCGCAAGGUUGUCGAAAUUAUUCGGGAAAAGGUUGGUAAAGCUGGAGAUAUAUUCUCCCCUUCCGAUAAUGUUAUGGUCCUUCACCGUGCAAUCUCCAGAGGAGAUGUUGAAUCCGUCCGUAUUCUGCUUGAAAACGGAGCUGACCCAUCCGGUUGGGAUAUACACGGUGUAUCGGCUUUGACACUCGCCACGGCGAACGGCAACGAGGAGAUAGUCACGAUGCUUCUGGAUCGUGAUGCGAACCCUUUACCCCAUGACGCUAUGGGAAGGUCUGCGUUAGUAUGCGCUGCCGGGUCACCGAAGCUGAGCUGGACGACCGUGGAGCGUAUUUUCCACGCAUAUCGAAAUGCAGGCGGGGAUAUCAACUGCACCUAUGUUACCAUUCCGGAAUUUGUUGGUGGGGCGCCUAGACCUCUGGAGAGACUGCCACUUCAUCAGUUUGCUCUUGUCGGGUCCGCACCCGGGGUAGAGUUACUCCUCCGUUAUGGUGCGCAGGUCUCCAUCAAGGGGCGAGAUGGGAUGACGGCACUGCACGCCGCUUUGUUCAGCUAUCGGCAUAGUCGGGACACAUACCAAAGCAUUGGUGAGAUCUGUCAGAUGCUAGUUGACGCUGCUGUUCGGUCGGGAGAAGACUUGAAUAACAAAAUGACUCCCUAUAAUUCAUUCGCGCGGAUGAGAGGUGCCACGGCACUACACUUGGCCGUGGUUUGUGGAUUAGAGGAAGUUGUUCGCUUACUACUGGAUCAUGGAGCAGAUGGGAAGAUCGUUGAUGAGGAGGGAAAGACCGCUUUGGAUCUCGCUCAAGGAUUGAGCAACCAGGUAGUGAUUGAUUUGUUAACAGCGAAAGAUGUAUAA
This is a messenger RNA of Aspergillus bombycis, 1434 nucleotides long. RefSeq names its product ankyrin repeat domain-containing protein. The record is from RefSeq and is a predicted model, not a curated record. The transcript has a single exon. Gene Ontology annotation, molecular function: protein binding. Bases 1 to 1434 code for a protein of 477 amino acids. NCBI's taxonomy places the organism in Eukaryota, Fungi, Ascomycota, Eurotiomycetes, Eurotiales, Aspergillaceae. Gene Ontology annotation, cellular component: cytoplasm.